AGUAUAAUUAUUUCACUAAUUUAAUAAGAAAAGUCGAUAUUCUAAUAAAUUUGUAUAGACAUGUUAGGAUUAGGAAUAAUUCUCAAAUAUAAAUCUAUGAAGAGAGUUAAGCAAAGUGUUUUAAACCGAAUAACUCUGUUUGAAGAAUUAAGAAAAUUAAAAGGGUUGCCUUAGAUUAAUUGAUUUGUACUUUAAAUAUUGAGACAAAUACUAAUAGUGUAAUUUAAGAGUAGGUUUUAAUCAUAUUAUUUCCAUAAUCAUAUUGUAUUAUUCAUGAUUCCUAACCUUUUAAUGACUUAAGUGUGGAGAUUUUAAAAGAUAAGUAAAUUUGAGGUGAGAAAGUAUUUUUUAUUUUUAU
This is a messenger RNA of Paramecium pentaurelia, 358 nucleotides long. Lineage: Eukaryota; Ciliophora; Oligohymenophorea; Peniculida; Parameciidae. The record is from the annotation of a GenBank genome assembly.